AUGUCAGAUAGCAGGCAACGUCUUUCGGGUUGUGAAUAUAAAAAAAGGAAAGCUGAAAAGGAAGCAAACAUAAAAAAACAAGCAGGAUCAUUAAAAAAAUUUUUCCAAAAGUCUACUGUUCUACAUGAAUCUAUAUCUGCGAAUUCUGUUAUUCUAACUUCUGACCAAGUUGAUGAAAAUCCGAUAGAAACCGACAUUGCCUUUACUAAAACGUUAACCACAUUAAACGAUUCUUCAAACCAUUUAAUUUCAUCUGAAUCUAAAGAACUAACGUUAAUUAUAGGCACUGAUCCUGCAACUUGGCCAUUUUUUUUAAGCGAUAAGUUAAAAACAACAAUCGUUGAAAAAGGUCCUCCUUCACCCAUUCUCAAAACUUUCGUAUUUCCUUUGGAUGACAAUAAUCGUAGAUUUACAGUUUUUAAUUAUCAACGUUGCCUGAGUAACGAAGAAAAUGUUCUAAGAACAUGGCUUGUCUAUUCCUUAUCCAAGAAAGUUAUUUUUUGCUAUUUCUGUAAACUGUUUUCAAUUUCAAAAACUAAACUAGGAACAGAUGGAUAUAACGACUGGCGACACGUUUCUAUUAUUUUAAAAGAACACGAGACAUCAAAUUCCCAACUUAGAGCACAUCAAACUUGGAUAGAAUUUUCUUCAAGAUUAAAAGAUAAAAAAACGAUUGAUGACUCUAAUCAACGCAUAUUUGAAUCGGAAAAAAAAUACUGGAAUGCAGUUUUACAGAGAAUCGUGUCAGUAAUACAGCUUUUAGGUCAACAAAAUUUAGCAUUUCGGGGUUCAUCAGAUCAACUUUACAAACAAAACAACGGCAAUUUUUUAAAAAUUAUAGAGCUUAUGGCGUUAUAUGAUCCUAUAAUGUCCGAACAUGUUAGACGAACAAUGAAUACUAAAAAUAAAACUCAUUAUUUGGGAAAAGACAUACAAAAUGAAAUCAUAAGUUUAAUAUCCGGUGCUAUUAAGACACGCAUACUUAAUAUGGUUAAGGAAGCGAAAUAUUUCAGUAUAAUUUUGGACUGUACUCCUGAUUUAAGCCACGUUGAACAAAUGACCAUUAUUAUUCGUUUUGUAUUUGUUGAAUCGUCAAAAAAAGAGUCAAAUGUUACAAUUUGUGAACAUUUUCUCGGUUUUAUUCCAAUAGAAACUAGUACUGGAAUGGGCCUUUCUGAUAUUAUUAUACAGCAGUUGAAGGACUUGGGAAUUCAAAUUGAAAAUAUGAGGGGCCAGGGAUAUGACAAUGGAGCGAAUAUGAAAGGCAAACAUUCUGGUGUACAACGAAGAAUUCGCAAUAUUAAUCCUCGCGCUUUCUUCGUUCCUUGUUGUGCAAAUUCUUUAAAUCUUGUUGUAAAUGAUACAGUUAAGUCAUCAAAAGAGGCGAUUGAGUUUUUCGAUAUUAUUCAAAAAGAUUACGUUUUUUUUUUCGGCAUCUACACACCAUUGGCAAAUUCUUUUAAGACAUAUUACAAAUUUAACGGUAAAGCCAUUAAGUCAGACAAGAUAGGAAAGUAG
This is a messenger RNA of Sipha flava (yellow sugarcane aphid), 1518 nucleotides long. Its product is annotated as zinc finger MYM-type protein 1-like. The transcript has 2 exons. The record is from RefSeq and is a predicted model, not a curated record. Lineage: Eukaryota; Metazoa; Arthropoda; Insecta; Hemiptera; Aphididae. Bases 1 to 1518 code for a protein of 505 amino acids.